GGGACGUCCGGGGCGGGCUCUGAGAACCCGGUGCGGAAGGGCCCGGCCCGGGCCAGGUCGGAACAAAGCGGUAGCGGCCCGGCAUGGCGGCCCCGCUCCGCCUCUGGCUGCUCCUGCACCUCCUGCCGCAGGUGUACUGCGAGUAUGGGAUGGUUCAUGUCCUUUCAGAGAAGGGGAGCAGCAAAGGAAAAGACUACUGUAUCCUCUUCAACUCUCAGUGGGCCCAUUUGCCACAUGAUCUGGGUAAAGCUUCACUUCUGCAACUCCAGGAUCAGACAGCAUCUGUUUUGUGUUCUCCUUCUGAUGUACCUGAUGGGGGAUUUAAUAAUCAAAUCCCCAUGGUGAUGCGAGGAAAUUGCACCUUCUAUGAGAAAGUGAGGCUUGCUCAGAUAAAUGGAGCUCGUGGGCUGCUGAUUGUUAGUAGAGAGAGACUGGUUCCUCCUGGGGGAAACAGGAGUCAGUAUGAAGAGAUUGAUAUUCCUGUGGCUCUGCUCAGCUAUACUGACAUGUUAGAUAUUGGCAAGAGUUUUGGCAGCUCAGUGAAAGGGGCAAUGUAUGCACCAAAUGAGCCUGUGCUGGACUACAACAUGGUGAUUAUCUUUGUCAUGGCUGUGGGGACUGUUGCAAUUGGAGGCUACUGGGCAGGAAGCAGAGAUGUGAAAAAGAGGUACAUGAAGCACAAACGUGACGAUGGGACAGAGAAACACGACGAUGAAACGGUGGAUGUGACCCCAAUCAUGAUCUGUGUGUUUGUAGUGAUGUGCUGCUCCAUGCUCGUCCUGCUUUAUUUCUUCUAUGACCACUUAGUCUAUGUUAUUAUAGGGAUAUUCUGCCUGGCUGCCUCAAUUGGUCUCUACAGUUGUCUGUCUCCCUUUGUAAGAAGAUUCCCCUUGGGAAAGUGCAGAAUCCCAGACAACAACUUGCCUUAUUUUCACAAGCGUCCCCAGGUCCGGAUGCUGCUCUUGGCAGUAUUUUGUAUCUCUGUCAGCGUGGUCUGGGGAGUCUUCAGAAAUGAGGAUCAGUGGGCCUGGGUUCUGCAAGAUGCUUUAGGAAUUGCUUUCUGUCUUUACAUGUUGAAAACAAUUCGCCUGCCUACGUUUAAGGGCUGUACCUUGCUCCUGCUGGUUCUUUUUGUGUAUGAUGUAUUCUUUGUGUUUAUCACACCUUUUUUAACAAAGACUGGGGAGAGUAUAAUGGUGGAGGUGGCUGCAGGCCCGUCGGAUUCUGCCACUCAUGAGAAGCUCCCAAUGGUCCUGAAGGUUCCACGACUGAAUUCCUCACCACUGGCUCUGUGUGACAGGCCUUUUUCUCUGCUAGGAUUUGGAGACAUUUUAGUUCCAGGCUUACUGGUAGCCUAUUGCCAUAGAUUUGAUAUUCAGGUGCAGUCAUCCAGAGUCUAUUUUGUAGCCUGCACAAUAGCCUAUGGCAUAGGCCUUCUCGUGACCUUUGUUGCCUUGGCACUGAUGCAGAUGGGCCAGCCUGCUCUCCUCUACUUAGUGCCCUGCACUCUCCUCACCAGCUUCGCAGUGGCCCUUUGGAGAAGGGAGCUGGCCAUGUUCUGGACGGGCAGCGGCUUUGCGAAAGACCUACCUCAGCCUCCUGUGGUGAUAGCCCCUGUCAACUGCCCUGAGCUUCCCAAAGACAGCAGCGUGCCAGCCCCUCCAGCAGACCCAGAGCAGAUGACCAAUCCCACCCUGCACGUGAAGGAGCUGCGUGGCCCCAGCUCAGCUGAGGAGGAGCUGGCUGACACCAGCACAAAGACAGACCAGUCAGAAAUCUCUCUGGCACAGAGUGAGGAACCAACUGCUCAGAAUAAGGACAACCUCGAAAGCAAAUGCCUAAAUGCAGAGCAAAGCCAGCUGGAAUGAGUGAUGUGAUAAGAACUCCUCACUUUUUCCCUCACAAACAUAUCCAUAUAAAACCAGUAUGUAUUUAGGACUGGUUUAGUAGGGUUUGCAUUCACUGAGGAACCUCGCUGGGAGUCUGAUCAGCAAAUCCAACAAGGAAUGUUCUGCCUCCAGCUUCGGGACAGCUACACCCUUCAAACAUCCUUCUGAAAUAUGGUGCUCUCCAGGAGUUCUGAUGUGUGGGUUUCAAUGAUCACUCUGUUAGUGGAUGCCUUUGACCCUUUGUUCCAUUUGCAUUAUGCCAGGGUAGCAUUAAGAGUCUUUAUUUACCCAGUGCUCUGUGCUUGUGUGGUUGUUUUGCUGCUGUAGCAUGGUGUAGGUUACCAUGGAGGAAAAGCAUUGAACAAGUCUGCUACAAUGCUUAGCUGAGAGAAACAUGGUCUUUUUUUUUUUUUUAGCACUUUCCCUAUUAUUGCCACCUUUUACUUUGCUUCUCCUGACUUGUCAAAGCCAUUGAUAUAAGGGAAUGCUUUAGUAUAAACUUAAAUUCAGGAAAUGCAGAGAAUGGUUAAAUUACCAUUGCUCUGAAAGGAUUUACACUACCGUGGUGCAUUAAAUGCAUCUCUUAACUUUUGUUUUUACUUCUAGUUACCUGGGUUGGCUACUAGUCUAGUUUAAAAGGCAGGAUGAGUGGAGCUCCAGGAGGCUUUCUAGUCAUUCAUGUGAACUCUAAGGGCUGUCUCUGAUAAUAAACAAGGUUGGUCACAGAAUGCUGCUUGGAAGCAAAUGCAUAUUAAGAAUGUUUUAGAAAUGAAAUGCAAGCCAAAUAGGUAAGAAAAUGGGUAGUAACACUGUACUAAGCUUAACAGGCAGUAUUUUCAUUGGGAAAAUGUUAAAGCAGUAAAAGUUCAUGUGUUUUGGGGCUUUGAGCUUCUAUUUGUUGUUCAUUCAAGGACUAUAAUUGUGAUUUCUAAUUCCGAAGAAAACAGUCUGGUUUUUUCAUUCCCAAGGGAGCACAUAUGGUGCUACAGACAGUUGUGAUUUAAAGCUACUUGCUGCUCAGUUAACUUACCAGCUGCCUAAGUCAUGUUUUGUCUUUGUCCCAAGAGCAGGCAAAGCGUGGCCUCUCAGGUUCUGGAAUGAGCCUGGGAUCUUACCUGUUAUUUUGCCUGUCUUGCUACAUGACAUUGUGAAUUUAAAUUGUGAUUUAAAUUUGCAAAUUUAAAAGUUUUGGGGUGCAGCUGGUCUUACCUUGUAUUCCUGAAAUUGUGUGUUUGAGUCUCUAAUGCACCGACUUUUAUACACAGAAGGAUGAUGUGAUUUGCAUCUUACUUGUUCCAUCUGAGUAUAUUUGUCUUUAUCAGAGGUGUCUGUUCUACACUUAAGUUGCAAUUCCAGAAAGCCUCAAACACUUCACAUGAAAACUGAAACAGAAAAUGGAAGUGUUAUAGGAUCCCCGAACAUGAUUCCAGAUUGCAUGGGAGAAAUGCUUUUCAGAGUAUUUGAGAGCCAAAAAAUGUCAUCUACAAAAGUAUUGUCACAGUGAUGCCAUCAGAGGCAUUGCUGUUGAAAUUAAGUCUCCAGUUGGCUUGUUGAGUUGCAGUUCAAGGGCUUUUUUUUUUCGUGUCUUGUCUAUUAAAUAUCAGCCAUUGGGGGUUUUUUUGGCUGUGUCUUCCGAAAGUUUGCCCUGUGUUUUUUGGGAGAUAACUUCUGUGGGCAGUGGUAGCAUUCUUAGGAUGUGAGUGGCUUUCUGUAAAACCACACUGUGGCUUCAGAGUUUCACCAGCUCCUGCUUAAAGCCUCGAGCCUUGUCUGACAGGAUGGUCCACUGAGGUUUUUGGAAGGCUUGCUGAGUCCAAGGGCCAGCAACUACAUUUAAUUUACAAAUUGCUCUAAUGGAAGGUGGUACUAAAGAGAUCUGGUUUUCAAUCUCCUCUUUAAUGGACUGUUCCUUUGGCCAGCAGUAAUCUGAUCCAGUUAUUACUAAUAAAAAGCAGCAGAGAAAUUUUACUGAAAACUUCAGUCAGCUGGAUUAUGACUUAAUUUUUAAGCCAUUGUGUAAGUAUGUAUAUUAAACUAAGAGAACAAUCUUGUAUUUAAAUAAUGAACCUGAUAAAUAACAAGAAAACACGUUGAAGACUGACUGAAGUUCUAUCAUUUUUGGCCUUGAUUGUCUCUCAGUCAUAACGUUUGGAGUGGCUUUGUACAUCCUUAAAAGCCAGUAGCUUCCUGAUAAUGAAGCAUUAAGUUUUAUCAUCUACUUGAACAGUGUAUUUCAGCAUUUGUUCUCCUGUGUGAUUGGGAAAUAGUUUGCUUCUCAGACUGCUCAUAGCUCAGUUCAAAUGGAAGAAGUGAUCCCACUGAACUCGAGGGCAUCUCAGAGUUGUGUUGUUCCCACUGGGUCCUGGGCAGGUCUGCAGGAGGACCUGCUUCACCUCAGCUUUUGGGGGCUUUCCAUCUACUUUUAAGUGUGACCUUUUUUUUUUUCCCCCCCCCCAAAAUGCAAAGAAUGAAGAAGAACCCCAAACAGCUCCUCAGUGCAGUAUCUCCAGUGAAAGCAUGUGAAGUGGCAACAAUUUACACAGUGACUAUCCCAGUACUGUACAAAUCAGGUGACCCUGGUGCUCCAGUUUGGCUGUGACUGUUCAGUCCUUGAUCCUGGGCAGUUCAAUCCUUCCAUCAAAACCCAAGGCUGUACUUUUUUGUCUUUGAAAAACCUCUCUGAUCAGCUUAAUUUAAAAAUUAAUGUUGUAUAGGAAAAUAUGAAUAUCAGUUCGACGUGGCUGAGUCUGAUUUUAUUUGCUGAUUGCAGAUAUACAUCCCCCUAGAUGUAUAUCUGGGGGAUAUCUAGCUUAAAUAUUUAAACUAGAGUUUAAAUAUUUAAAGUAAUGAAAGUAAUAUUAAUGUUAAAAGUAAUGUUGAUGGGCUUCUUGUUUAUGUCUUUCACAUACUAAGUCUUUAUUUAUCUUUCUAGAAAUUCAGUAAGGAUUUUAUUCCUGAGAACCUGUAUGUGUUCAGGGGAAGCAUUUCUUUUAGUCAAACAAACAAAUCCCAACAACAACCAACGCCACUAAAAAAAUCCUAUAAUAAAAAACCUCAACUCUUUGGAUCACAAUAGUGAGGAUCAGGUUCCUUCCUCGUGUUUAUUUUGGACUUUGCCCUUCUGAAGGGUUGUACAAAUGCAGCUGAAGGUAGAAUGGAACCUGAAAGCCUUUACCAAGGGUGACACAUAAGGGAGAAGUAUCCCAAGCCCUUUUUCAGUUUUACUGAUUUUAUUUUUUCUUAUCACAAAUUAAGACCAUUUAAAAUGAAAUAUAUAAAAAAAAAAGAAACAUAAAAAAAUAGAGCCAAAAAUACAUUGUUUUUACCACUGGCAGUAAAAAAAAAAAAGCACAUCCACCUAUGUAAGAAUUACACUUGUGAAAAUAUUUAAUGUUUUCUCUGAACUUGAACAGGUGCCAGGCAACAGAAAAUCUGCAGCACAGCCUAUUUUCUGAAAGGUUUAUUAACCUGUUUCGUAGAAAACUUUGUUGAGAAAAACUCUUGGUUUCCAAAUUUCUUGAACGUUUUUCAUGAUGUCUUGGUCUCGGAUAAUCAGUCAGGCACUUCCCUCAGUGUGGCUUUUGUUAGGAAUGUCUUGCAAGUCCUGACAGUGUUUUUCAGCCACUCACAGUCCCGUGUGUUUGGUUUUUCCAUCCCCCGUGCACUGCUCCGACUGGGAUCAGGAUUAUCAGGGACUUUAGUGCCUGGUGACUUCUGGAAGGUGGCCUUGACUGCAGAGCCAGCCAGAACCCUGUGCUGAAAUCACAGCCUUGGGAGCUUGCAGGGUGUGGCUGCAGUUAUUAGUGAAUUAAUCUGCCUCUGGGAGAUGCUGUGAAUUUACCUGCAGCUCUUUAAAAAAGCCUGUGUUGGGUGUUUGGGAUCAGUGUUGCCUUGAAGUUAAAGCUCACAUGCAGCUCUUUUAGUGCAGGUUCCUGCAGUUGUUCUUGUCUUUAGCCCAGUGGUUGGUACAUGUUUCUGGUUUCUUGCACUACACAGGCUGCACAGGACAUAAAGCCCUGUAAUAUUUCUUCUUAAUGCCAGCUCCACUGACUAUCAAUGAACAAAACUAUUUUGUGCAUGGUUUCAUUGUUUGGUGUGUUAUUUGUUGUACAUUUGGGUGAAUAAGCUGGCUAAGCAGCACUGUGCAUUAAUGUGUGUCAAUGCUUGGCACAGACACACCAACAGAUCUAAACAUUCAUCCAAAGCCUGCAGAGAUGGUGCCUUUUGCCAUGACAAAUACAAUGUUUUAAGAGGAAAUCUGUGUCAGGGCUGCAUCUUCAGGCAAAUGAGGACAGGAACUGUGGUUGAAGGUUCCAGAAAACAUCAGCAACAAGGAACAAUAGAUCUUUAGGUAUUUUAAUUUCACAUGUGGUUUCCCAGCUGGGGCAGGGCAUGAAAACAGAGCUGCACUAACAGCUUUUCAGUUUAGGUUUCUGUGCCAGUGGUGCUGGGUAAGGUGGAGAGGGGGAGGAUAAGAAAAAACUGAAGAUGGCUCAGAAAGCACGAGGAGAGUCAGAACAAGAAUGGCAGUGGAAGAGUUUACUCCAAAAAGAAGACCCAAGACCAAGUAUGAUAAAUAUCCAAAAAUCUGAAAUGCUGCUGCAAAUUGGAAAAACAAUUUAAUGCUGUUAUAGCAUGAACUUUGUCACAGAGUGCUCAGUUUGUCUCUCACCAGUGCUGUCAGGGAGUUCUGUGAGCACCGUGACACAAUUUGGAUCUUGUGACACAGACUGGGUCUUCUGCUAAUUAAAGGUGAUAAAUCCUCUGGAAGGAAACCACAUCAUGAAAGCACGUUAAAUAGCUGCAGGGCUCUUUCUACUCCUUUUUUUUUUUACUUUUUUUUCUUUUUAAUGUUUAAUUUGUUGAAUUGCUUCUGGCAUCCUGAAACAUUUCGGAACAGGACAGCUUUGUGUGCUGCCAGAAGCUUCCUAUGGGCACUGGCCUAAGAGAACUGUCUCUUCACUGAUCCUCUGUAUCUUCUGUAUUUAUCAAUUAUGUGUUCUUCUAUGAGGGUUUCACCUUUUCCAGUUUUGCAGGUAAAUAUUCAAAUUAUGUGGAGGAAAGAUGACAUUUUGCCAUCUGUAGAGAUAGGUGAUAAAUAAUGUGUCUGAACUGGAUUUUCUUGAAUUGGGAACUAGUACACUGUACACAGUCAUCCACUAUUUCAGGAACUAGUAGAGGACUUCAUGUGAUGCAGUAACUCAGACUUGGUUCUGUUUUCCCAGAAGGUGCUGGUGAGUCCAGCAGACAAGAGCUACAGGUGCUCCUGCUCCUACAAUAAUUUGGAGCCACCUUCCUUAGCUGAAGGUGGCAUUACAGUUUGUCAAGUUUCUCAUAAUAUUUUCCUGCAUGUUAGCAUGCAAGUUUAGCUCCAGACAGCAAACUUCAUCCAGGUGUUUGUCUCUGAGAGACAAAUCUGCAGGCUAGAAGUUUUUGUUGAGAACUUCUGACACACACGUGCUGUGUGUUGUGAACUGACCUUGGGUGUUUAGUGUGAACACUGGUUGGCUGAAAAUGUGCAGAGACACGGUCUCAAAGUGGACUGGUUAUCACCAGCUCAUGCCCCAUCCCUGGAAGUUCAAGGAUGAGCAACCUGGUGUUGUAAGUGGCAUCCCUGUCCAUGGCAGGAGGUUGGAACGAGACGACCUUUGAGGUCCCUUACAACCCAAACCAUUCUGUGAUUAUAAGAUUCUAUCACAUCUCCUAAAAAAAUUGGUGACUCGGGCUGGUAGGGAGCCCUGCAGUAGCAGACAAGCAACACCUCAUAGUCAAGUGCUGCUGAAAGGUCUCCAGCCCUGAGAACAUGACACUGUGGCAGGAGCAGCAACGUGCUGUUCAGUGGGACCAGUGAGUCCAGCGGGGCUUCCCCGAGCCCAGACCCUCGGGGUUGGGUUGUACACAAGGGUCGUAGCUGAUAUUUCCAACACAAUAACCUUCUCCUUAAGCCAGAGAUUUGUAAAGGAAAGAAAUAGCUCUUUUCAUCUGAAACGUGCAUCUGUAGUCAGGGAAGUGCCACAAACCUGCCACGUCUCCGUUGUGGAUCCAAGCUGUGAACGCUGGGAUGGGGGGAAGCUGGUGAUGUUUGGGGAGGAGCUCAGUCCUUCACAGUCCUGGACAUGCACUCCACAGCAAGGAACCAGGAGGGGAUUUUAUUAUUCUGCUCUGAACGAAGUUGUUCCAGUUCACAUUGAACAAAAACUUCAAAACAGUGGGUUCAGGGUUAGUUUGACCAAAAAAAAAAACCACAGUGGUGCAGUUCAUUCUGGUUUGGGUCAUAAUCUGGUUUUUUUCAUAGCUGCCAGUGGAGACUUCAAAAAAUGUACAUGACAGAUGUUAGAGCAGCCCCAAUGUUGGCAACAAGCCCAUGUAGGAGACAGGCUGAUUCUCCAAUGCCCCAUCAGUGGGAAGGGUCUGUGUUUGCUGGGGUGAACACGUUGCCCACUUGUCUUCAACUCUUGCUUUGCCACUUGUCCUCUCCAGCAACCUUUUGAUUCUCAAACUUUCAUGGAGCCAGCACAGGCUGUGGGACAGCAAGAGGAAAUCUCUGUGUCUGAUGCCCUCCUGGUGCUGUCUGAAAAGCUUGGAGCAGGGAAUUGGCCACCGUGCCCAGCCUGGCACCUGGGUCGUGUCAUGGGGCUAAACACACUAAACCUUUUUGACCUGGAAGUCACUGACAGGAAGGAAGAGCUCUGGUACUUUCAGCCUAGCAACAUAUGAAACAAAACUUAACUGUUUAAAGAAAAAUCUGCAUUUACAGCUGUGCCCAUGGAUGCUCUGCUCAUUCCUGACCUUGUUUCCUCAGGGCUGGAGGGAGUGGGGUCUGGUAACCCCCUGGCAACCCACCCUGUGACCCCUGCUAGUGUUUGCUUUACCAAAACAGAGUCAGAGGUGCUUUUGCUGGAGGCAAAAAUCAAGCAGUAUAAAGAGGGUGUAAGAGAUGAGAGCGAGACCCAUUUGCUUAAUGCUCUUGGAUGCUUGACAGUAGCUGCUUUUAGUGAGGAAGUUGAUUUUUGGAAGGUAACAUUAUCAGUAGAACAGUCUUAAAUUUGUCUGGUGUCUUUGUGGAAGGACUUUGUGAUGGUGUUCAAAUAAUAGUACGUAGGCUAGUGCUGUGAGGAGUGCAAACUAAAGGUUGUUAAUUUUAGCACUUGCAAAUGCAUCUAACUCUGCAUAUGUGCACAUGAGGGAGAAACUUAAAGCUCAUUUCAGUUGCUGAGGGCAAGAUUUUCUUGUGAUCCAACCUAUGGUAUGUUUUUGCUAUUUUAAGAUCUUCUAUGCAGUUUGGCCCCUUAAUUAAAAAAAAAAAAAAAA
Lepidothrix coronata (blue-crowned manakin) is the source of this 9200-nucleotide messenger RNA. RefSeq names its product signal peptide peptidase like 2B (gene SPPL2B). The coding region runs from base 84 to 1868 and encodes 594 amino acids. The record is from RefSeq and is a predicted model, not a curated record. NCBI's taxonomy places the organism in Eukaryota, Metazoa, Chordata, Aves, Passeriformes, Pipridae. The transcript is spliced from 15 exons. Gene Ontology annotation, biological process: membrane protein proteolysis. Gene Ontology annotation, cellular component: Golgi-associated vesicle membrane; lumenal side of endoplasmic reticulum membrane; cytoplasmic side of endoplasmic reticulum membrane. Gene Ontology annotation, molecular function: aspartic endopeptidase activity, intramembrane cleaving.